GGAACCGGUUAGCGGGGGCCGCCCGGGGCGGCUGCUGCUGCUGCCGCCGCUGUUGCUGUCUGCGGUUGCGGCGGAGGCUGCGGCGCUGCCGCCUGGGUGCGUGCGCGGAGCGGGCCCGGCGGCUGCGCGGGGCGGGGGAGGAGCGCGGCGGCCCCGCCGCCGGCGAUGGGGCUGUGCUUCGGCGGGCCCUGCGCUGCCAGCCCGCGCAGGAGGGCUUAGCUGCCGCAGCCCACGCCGGCGGGCCGCGCUGCGGGGCUGCCUCCGCGGAUGAACGGCCGCGGGGACUCGCCGGCCAGUGCAGCCGCAGGGCGCCGCAGCCGCCGCCUCUUCCCCCGCCGCUCCUCCUCGUCUCCGGCGCUGCCCAUGGCUUCCCGCCGCCCCUGCUGACCGGCCGCCCCUCGCCUCCUCCCGAGCCGGGCCGGGCCGGGGCCGGGCAGAGAAGAUGGGGAACACCACCUCUUGCUGCGUCUCCUCUAGCCCCAAGCUGCGCAGGAAUGCCCACUCCCGCCUGGAGUCCUACCGCCCCGAGGCCGAGCUGAGCCGGGAGGACACGGGCUGCAACCUGCAGCACAUCAGCGACCGAGAGAACAUCGACGAUUUGAACAUGGAAUUCAAUCCAUCAGAUCAUCCACGAGCCAGUACGAUAUUUCUCAGUAAAUCACAAACAGAUGGAAAAUUAUUGAGAGAAAAACGCAAGAGUCUCUAUAUAAACCACCAUCCUCCUGGGCAGUUGAGAAGGAAGUACAGCUCCUGCUCCACUAUUUUCCUGGAUGACAGCACAGUCAGUCAACCAAACCUCAAGUAUACCAUCAAAUGUGUAGCUCUUGCAAUAUAUUACCACAUCAAAAACAGGGAUACAGACGGAAGAAUGCUCUUAGAUAUUUUUGAUGAAAACCUUCAUCCCCUUUCGAAAUCCGAAGUGCCACCAGACUAUGACAAACAUGACCCGGAGCAGAAACAGAUUUACCGCUUUGUUCGGACGUUGUUUAGUGCUGCUCAACUGACUGCUGAAUGUGCCAUUGUCACCCUGGUAUACCUUGAAAGACUUUUAACUUAUGCAGAGAUAGAUAUUUGUCCAGCAAACUGGAAGCGAAUUGUCCUGGGUGCAAUUCUACUGGCAUCCAAAGUUUGGGAUGACCAGGCAGUGUGGAACGUGGAUUACUGCCAGAUCCUGAAAGAUAUCACGGUCGAAGACAUGAAUGAGCUGGAACGCCAGUUUCUUGAGCUGUUGCAGUUCAAUAUUAAUGUUCCCUCCAGUGUUUAUGCCAAGUAUUAUUUUGAUUUGCGUUCCCUGGCAGAAGCAAAUAACCUGAGUUUUCCUUUGGAGCCCCUCAGCAGAGACAGGGCGUAUAAACUUGAGGCCAUUUCCCGCUUGUGUGAAGAUAAAUACAAGGACUUCAGGAAAGCCGCAAAGAAACGGUCAGUCAGUGCUGACAAUCUGACUGUGGUUAGAUGGUCCCCUGCUAUUAUCUCCUAACAGAGGAGACUGGAAUAUUCCUAUGGACGUACUGUUUCAUCCAUCCAUUUUUUUUCGGGGUGGGCUGGGGGUGGGGGGCUAAAGAAAAAAGACUUUUGAUUUUUUUAUUUUUAAAUCUGUCAAGCUGCCUUUACAGUGCCUCCCCAUUGUGUAGCACACGAAUAAAUACCUAGUGGAAGGAGAAUGGAGAAAUCCGUGUUCGGGAGAGAAGAUGGGCAACACUUUUUUUCUCACUCUCACUAACAGCUUUACCCUUUUUAUGAGGAAACAGCAAAUCAGGUGCUUGGAAGAAGAAACAAAAAAAUGAAGUAGAGGCAGAAAUAUAUUUAAGAACUGUGCCAUUUUCUAGUAAGCUGUACUCAUGAAGAGAAAUGGCAGCAUGAAAACAAACCAUGUAGUCAGAUGACUGUGCUCUAGAGGAAUGAAGUUGGGAGAGUUCCAUCAUAAAGGUUUCUCUUAAUAUCUUUUUUUAAUUUUUUGUUGGGUUUCUUUUUUUUUUAUUUUGCAUUCCUCAUUGCUGCUUCCCAGGAUAAAUUCUUCCCCUUGCACAGCAAGAAAUACAAAGUCUGUAUUUACAGUAGCACAAGCCCCUGAAUAAAUAGCGUUGGGUUUUUUCACUGCACUUUUCUCUGUAAGCUGUCUUAUUAGCAUUAUUCUUCAUAAUUAUUAUGCAUAUGUUAUAUUUCUUGUAUGCCUUUUAUUGUAUUUCAAAAGAGAGAACUUGACCAUAGUGCUGAACCAAAAGUGUGUACAGGGAUCAGAAGAUCUUCGUAAUUUCAUGAUGUGUUUUAUUUAUAGUAUACUUGGGUGCGUGUGCCUUCCUGAGUUCUUGGAAUCAUUUAUUUUUCCUUAAUAUAAAGAUACAGUUAUUAAAGUAUUCAGAUGAUGAUGAUAAGACUUGGGCCAAAUCUCUGAAGUUUGCAACAGAUCUUGUGAUCCUUUUUGCAGAUUUUCAUAGCAUUAGAAGUUAGCAGAAUUCAUUCUGAGGGAGAUUAUUUUGGUUUUGUAUGGCCUGACUAGUUCAUUCCUUCACCUCCAGGUCCAUUGUUGCAAGCAAUAUUCUCGAUUUUUAUAUGUUUACUUUAAAUCAAAGUGAGUCUGUUUGUAUAAAAUAAAAAAUAAUAAAAAAAAUAAUUCCAGUGAGAAGGCCUGUAGAAGAGCAGGAUGGAAAUCUUAACAAGAUAGUUGUCACAAAUAGAUUUGAUUUUGAAGCUAAAACACAGACCCUCAUGUUCUUCAUCCUAGGUGCUUAUAGAAAUUAACAGUAACCGAACUGUGAACAUAAUUUUCAACUCUGAGUAUUACGCUCUUCUGUUGUUGUUACUAGUUCCCUUUUACUGUGGCUGUUGCCGCCUUGGAAUUUGUAAGAAACUUUUAUAGAAAAUAAGUUGUCAGUAUAAGCAUAUUUGCUUUAUCAUUUCCCAGGGUGAUUUCUCCCCCCCCACCCUCCCCUUUCUUUUUCUUUUGCACAGUUUAGACAAAUAGAGCUCAAAACUCUCAGUUCCUUGAAAUCCUUUCUUUGUGACUAUCAAUCACUGAAAUGAAUGGCAACAGAUGUCCCUGAUUUAUGCACUACUGUGGUAAACCAUAAAGAUUCCAUAUUUGUUUUAUUAAGCCCUAUGGGCUUGUAGCAAACCUAGGGGCCCAGAGCUGCACACUUGACUUCCAGUGCAAUGCUAAUCAGAUGCCUUCAGGCAGAGGGGCACUGACAGGAUUGAAGUAGUAAUACCAAACAGUUUUCUGUUAACUUUCUAAUGUGAUUUGUGUAGUUUGAGACAUGAAGGUUUUGUCCAUAAAUUCUCCUGACAUCCUUUGGGCCUUUAAAAUAAUCUCAUUCUCAUCACUUCUUGUUGUGCCAAUGCAUCAGAACUGUGAGUAUCCAAGUCCAUUUUUCCCUUGAACGUGGAAUGUAAGGAAAGUGUUUAUAACAAUACAAAUGCAAAUUACAGCAUUUGAAACCUCUUUACAGAUAGUAUCUAAAGGAACAUUUUCAGAGCAUUUGAAACUCAUCCUUUAUAAGCAUAAAUUUAGGCUUUAAAAUAUGUAAAAUAUUUUGAUUUAUCAACACUUUGCUAAACUAUUUUCCAUUUAACUUGAUAUCAGGAAUAUUGGUUUUAUCCAUUUCUGGGUGAUGGAGAUAUGAACUUUGGAUUAUGUAAAGAUCUCAAUGCAUCAACUAUAAUUUUUGUGAAGUUUAUUAAACUACUUUAAAGAUUGUAUAGUCUAUUUAUUGUAUGUAUGUACAUACAGUCUGAUACUUUAAAAAGUGGAUUCCGUAAAACCUGGCUCAGUCUUGUUUAGACUAUUGAAUAUCGUUUUAGCCUUGUGCACUGGAUUCUACCUCUGUAUAGGAGAAUUUUCCAUAUUCUUAAUUAGUACUGAUUCUGUGAUUAACUUGGUUAUGUUUCUUGCACUAAGAAUUAAAAAAAAAAAAAAAAUCUGCUGUAAGUGUGGAUUUUUUUCUUUAGUUUAAGUUUUGCCAGAUGAAUCCUCUACAUUUCAAUGGAUGUUUCUUUCCCUCGUGGUUAUAGAAUAAUUCUUUGCUUUUUUUUCUGGUUUGUUCCGAGGUUGCCAAAAAAUACAGUACCUGUCAGUAAAUCUUAAGGAGUGUCUUUUGUUUGCAAGGUAUUCUAUACCAUGUAAUUAAAAACGAAUUAUUAUUUAGGAUUAUGUUGUGUUCAGUGUAGUUUUUUAAACGUUACUUAUGGAAAAUGCCAUUGCAAGGCUAGAGAGUCAUCUCUAGAAGAUGAGAAGGGAGGAGAACCGAAUAGCGUUUUAAUUAACAGCACAAAUACAUUGUGAUUUUCAUUUCAGAACUUGAAAUUCUAUUUGCUGUAAAUGUUUUCUGGAUUAAGAUUUUUGUUACUGCUUUGGUCACCAGCUCAGAAACGAAAAGGUGUAGGAGAUGAUGUAAUAAACCUGUCCCUUCAAGCA
This is a messenger RNA of Strigops habroptila (Kakapo), 4411 nucleotides long. RefSeq names its product cyclin Y (gene CCNY). The coding region runs from base 443 to 1477 and encodes 344 amino acids. Gene Ontology annotation, cellular component: plasma membrane; cytoplasmic cyclin-dependent protein kinase holoenzyme complex. NCBI's taxonomy places the organism in Eukaryota, Metazoa, Chordata, Aves, Psittaciformes, Psittacidae. Gene Ontology annotation, molecular function: cyclin-dependent protein serine/threonine kinase activator activity; protein kinase binding. Gene Ontology annotation, biological process: regulation of cyclin-dependent protein serine/threonine kinase activity; regulation of canonical Wnt signaling pathway. The record is from RefSeq and is a predicted model, not a curated record. The transcript is spliced from 11 exons.